AUGUAUGCAUCAAGAAAUGGUGAUCUUGAUGUUGUUAAAUAUCUUAUAUCAGUUGGAGCUGAUAUAGAAGCAAAGUCAGAUGAAGAAUGGACUCCACUAAUUUUAGCGUCAUAUAAUGGUCAUCUUGAUGUUGUUAAAUAUCUUAUAUCAGUUGGAGCUGAUAUAGAAGCAAUGAAUAAUAAAGGAUCUACUUCACUCAUUGAGGCGUCAAGAGAAGGUCAUCUUGAACUUGUUAGAUAUCUUAUCUCUGUUGGAGCUGAUAUAGAAACACAAGACGAAGAUGGUUACACUCCACUCUCAUGGGCAUUAAUCCAUUCAUGCGAGGAAAUUGCUCAAUAUCUUAUCUCAGUUGGAGCAAAUAAAGAAGUAAAGAAUAAUAAAGGAAGGACUCCACUCAUUUGUGCAUCAAAAUCUGGUAAUCUUGAAUCUGUUAAAUAUCUUAUCUCUAUUGGAGCCAAUAAAGAAGCAGAGGAUGAAUGGGGAUAUACUCUACUCAUUAUAGCAUCAUAUAAAGGUCAUCUUGAAGUUGUUAAAUAUCUUAUCUCUGUUGGAGCUGAUAAAGAAGCAAAGAGCAAAAAUGGAUAUACUCCACUCAUUUGUGCAUCAAAACAUGGCAAACUUGAUGUUGUUAAAUAUCUUAUCUCUAAUAAAGCUGAUAAAGAAGCAAAAGAUGAUUAUGGAUAUACUCCACUCAUUCGGGCAUCAAAAGAAGGUCAUCUUGAAGUUGUUAAAUAUCUUAUCUCAGUUGGAGCUAAUAAAGAAGCAAAGAAUAAUGAUGGAUCUACUCCACUCAUUAAGGCAUCAUAUUGGGGUUAUCUUGAAGUUGUUAAAUAUCUUAUCUCUGUUGGAGCUAAUAAAGAUGCAAAGGAUAAUGAAGGUUAUACUCCACUCAUUUGGGCAUCAAAAAAUGACGAACUUGAAGUUGUUAAAUUCCUUAUCUCUGCUGGAGCUAAUAAAGAUGCAAAGGGUAACGAUGGAAACACAGCAUUAUCAGUUGGAGCGUCCAACACAAGAGAAUAUUUAAAAACUGUUAAAAAUUCUAUUCUCCAAAAAAGCCGCCCUUUGAAAGGAAAAUUAAGUUCUCCAAUUAAUACUUUUUGA
Messenger RNA from Trichomonas vaginalis G3, 1101 nucleotides. RefSeq names its product cyclin-dependent kinase inhibitor 2C-related family. The coding region runs from base 1 to 1101 and encodes 366 amino acids. Lineage: Eukaryota; Parabasalia; Trichomonadida; Trichomonadidae. The record is from RefSeq and is a predicted model, not a curated record. The transcript has a single exon. Gene Ontology annotation, molecular function: protein binding.